Molecule: messenger RNA, 1787 nt
Organism: Spodoptera frugiperda (fall armyworm)
Lineage: Eukaryota; Metazoa; Arthropoda; Insecta; Lepidoptera; Noctuidae
Gene: AkhR
Product: adipokinetic hormone/corazonin-related peptide receptor variant I
Exons: 9
Coding region: 356-1564 (402 amino acids)
Biological process (GO): G protein-coupled receptor signaling pathway
Cellular component (GO): membrane
Molecular function (GO): adipokinetic hormone receptor activity; peptide binding; G protein-coupled receptor activity
Source: RefSeq, a predicted model, not a curated record
CCCGACAACACAACCAGUAGCAAGAUAGCGCGCGCUCGAAACAAACGUCCCCAGACAUACAUUUACCGUUUUAUCAACAAAUAAAAAUCAUCACUAGUGCAAAUAGUCGGAAUCGGGAAAUAAUCGACUAUUUAGAAAAAAACGUGAUGUGCUUCUUAAUUUAAAAUUUGAAAGUGGAAGUGAAGUGUUCCGUUGUUGGUGCGAAAAAAAGUUUGGAUGUGAAAAACUUUUCUAAUCACAAAAAGGAUUGUAGCUACUUUACUACAGCAUUUGUUGACAAAACCAAUCGACGAACAACAAGUUAGAAACAUGGUAGUGACCACGUGUGGCCUAAGUAAAUAAAGUUGGUGCAAAAAUGGAUAUAGAUGAGAAGGUGUCGGGGCCCGGCGGGGCCUCGCAGAAGAACUGGUCGCACCCCAGUGCCAGCGAUGAGCUACCCUUGGACAUGAGGUUCAACCACGGUCACAUGGUGUCCAUGACCGUGUACAGUGUGCUGAUGCUGAUCUCAGCCACUGGGAACUUGACAGUACUAUCACAAUUGAUGAAGAGGAAACGGGCGGGGAGAGCCAGCAGGCUAGACGUACUACUGAUGCAUUUAGCGGUUGCUGAUCUUAUGGUGACAUUCCUGAUGAUGCCGCUGGAGAUCGCGUGGGCGGGCACCGUGCAGUGGAUGGCCGGCGACCUGAUGUGCCGGGUCAUGAUGUUCACCAGGACCUUCGGCCUGUACCUCUCCAGCUUCGUGCUCAUCUGUAUAGCUGUUGAUAGAUACUACGCCAUACUAAAGCCUUUGAACGUGACAUGGGAGGCGCGUGUGCGCAGGGCGCUGAUCAUCGCGUGGGUGUGCGCCGGCCUCGCCAGCCUGCCGCAGAGCUUCAUAUUCCAUGUCGAGGAGCAUCCCGAUGUUAAGGGAUACUACCAGUGCGUGUCGUACGGGUCGCUGCCGACGGAGUGCCACGAGUUCGCGUACUUCCUGGUGAACAUGAUCCUCAUGUACGUCAUCCCGCUGCUGUCCACGCUGUACUGCUCCUCCGCAGCACUGCUGGAGAUCAUCCGGAGAGCUAACACUUCUAAUGAUAAGAUGCGACGGAGCGGAGUGGGGAUACUCGGGCGGGCGCGAGCUCGGACACUCAAGAUGACGGUCACUAUAGUUCUAGUCUUUUUUACUUGUUGGUCACCCUACUACUGUUACUGUUUAUGGUACUGGAUCGACAAAGAAUCUCUGAAGAGCUUGGACCCGGCGAUCCAGAAGGCGAUGUGGUUGUUCUCGUGCACGAACUCGUGCGCAAACCCCAUCGUGUACGGCGUGUUCAACCGCAACCGGUGGUCGUGGCGCGCGGGACGGGUGAGUUACUUCAACGUCCGAUGUAGAAGUGGCAGUAUGAGACGUGGUUCAAGACUCCCAUACGGCGAAUCGAUGGAAAUAUCAGCAGCGACGCUUGCCAGGGCCAGGAACUCGAUGGGAAGCGAGCGCAAUGGCCGGCGGGACUCGUACAAUGCACAGAACGGGUCUCAGAAACAUUGGAACACGAUAAAUAACAAUCAUGUCGGCAACGGCAUGGUAUAGCCUCCAUUCGCCUUACAAAUACUAAAGAAAAUUCUUUUGACGGUGCUUGAAUUUCGAAAUUCGAAUUCGGAAUAAGAAUAGGACAUUCUGUUUUGUUUUUUUUUCUUUCGCGUGAUUUGGCGCCAUCUGUUUAUCUGUUCGUGUAGUAAUUUGACUUAUCCAAUCAUGCAAUCAAAAUAACAUUGAACAGUUACGUGGGUGGCACUUCACGUGACAAAUUGAC